Messenger RNA from Saccoglossus kowalevskii, 913 nucleotides. Its product is annotated as large ribosomal subunit protein uL2. The record is from RefSeq and is a predicted model, not a curated record. Gene Ontology annotation, cellular component: cytosolic large ribosomal subunit; ribosome. Gene Ontology annotation, biological process: cytoplasmic translation. Gene Ontology annotation, molecular function: structural constituent of ribosome; RNA binding. Lineage: Eukaryota; Metazoa; Hemichordata; Enteropneusta; Harrimaniidae.
UGAGUGUCGAUUCCUGGGUGUCUUAUUUUCAUCAGUAGUCAUCCUGGUUAUUCAGCUACGUUUUUACAAAUAAAUCGCAAGCAAUAUGGGACGUGUUAUCCGUGGCCAGCGUAAAGGUCCGGGGUCCAUCUUCAAGGCCCACACAAAACACAGGAAAGGUGCUGCAAGGCUCCGCUCAUUGGAUUAUGCUGAGCGAAUGGGUUAUCUUAAAGGUGUAGUGACGGAAAUCCUUCAUGAUCCUGGUCGUGGUGCUCCAUUAUGUAGAGUGAUGUUCCGUGAUCCAUACAGGUAUAAGAAAAGGGUAGAAACAUUCAUUGCUGCUGAGGGCAUGUACACAGGCCAGUUUAUUUAUUGUGGCAAAAAAGCAUCUCUUCAAAUUGGUAAUGUGCUGCCAGUUUCUCAAAUGCCAGAAGGAACAAUUGUUUGUAAUGUUGAAGAAAAGACAGGUGAUCGUGGUAAACUUGCCAGAGCAUCUGGCAACUAUGCCACGGUAGUGUCCCAUAAUCCCGAUACCAGAAAAUCACGAGUCAAGCUACCAUCCGGAGCUAAAAAAGUUAUCUCCUCAUCUAACAGAGCAAUGGUUGGUAUUGUUGCUGGUGGUGGUCGUAUUGACAAACCAUUGCUGAAGGCAGGCCGUGCAUAUUUCAAAUACAAGGCAAAGAGAAACUGUUGGCCACGUGUGCGUGGUGUGGCUAUGAACCCUGUUGAACAUCCCCAUGGUGGUGGUAACCAUCAACAUAUUGGUAAACCAUCGACAAUAAGAAGAGAUGCAUCUGCUGGUCGUAAGGUUGGUCUCAUUGCUGCUCGCCGUACAGGUCGACUCCGUGGAGCAAAGAAAAUAAAAGACAAAGAAUAAUAACCUGGACAUGUAAUUUGUUUUUAAGAUUAAAAAAACAUUUACUUGUACGCAAAA